GAGUGUGAGCACCAUUAGCUCCCUACAUCUGACGUCAGCUUAAAUUGCAAUAUUUCAUAUUAAACUGAUCUGGCUAGAAUGUUUUUUAAAAUGUUUUGCUCUAUACUUUCGUAAUUGUUUUGUUUUGAUGCAAAUAGAAAGACCAUGUGUGAGACGAAGCGCUGCCAACAAAUAAUGUUGAUAAUAAAUUAGAAACAAAACUUACGGGACGAUAAAAAAGAAGUGAAUGAUUAGUGACACGCUGGUGGAGAGGGGCAUUAGUAACAAGAGAUUUCAAUUUGAAUGUUUAUGCCAGUGAUAAUUUGAGUACAAAUUUUCAAAGCUUAUAUAAUAUAUCUCCUUUAAGCUCAUAACUUUUUUAAAUGAUUUAAAAAAAUGAGUAAAGAAUUCGAUAUUUUUAGAGACAGUCCAUUGCGAUAUUUAGGUUACUGCAAUGAAGUGGGCGAAGCUUUCCGACCACUUAUACAUCGUCAUUUGGUACGCACGUCCUAUUUAUUGGCUACUGCGUAUGUGUGCGCUGAUGCCAUUGACAAAUCCGUCAAAGAAUAUCAACGGGGAGAGAGCGCUAAACAAAUUGCCAUUGUUACUGGUGAUGUUUUCAGUUGGCAAAUCGUCGCCUCAGUCAUCAUUCCUGGCGCAACAAUUAACAGGAUAACAUGGUUGACUGGCUAUUUACUUCGCAAAACUUAUGCCAGAAAAGUGUUUAAAAAAAUUGUGCCCACAGCUAUGGGUUUGUGUUCAAUACCAAUAAUAAUUGGGCCGAUAGACAAAUUUACCGAUGGGCUCAUGGAUGCAACCUACCGAAAAUGGUUUUACUAAGAUACAUAUGUGCUAACUUGUAGUAUUUAAGGACUAUGUAUGCUACUUGUGCAUAUUAUGUGUACGGAUACCUUGUUAGUUUUUGUAUCAAAUCUUAUAUAUAAUGAGGCAAAGAUAUUCUAUUAUCCCGGCUCUGUGAUGUUGCUGAAGCAUGUUGUGUUGAGUAUACCCUCGGCAUGUUAAUUUGAAGUGCAAUCAUUUGUGGGACAACCUCAAGAUGGACACUACAAAUUGAACGAGUAGCUUGGGCUACAAAUUCUGCAACAAUCUACUCAUCUUCUUCACAUAUGCAUAAAUAAAUAUCUAUAAUACAUGUAGCAUACCAAGAUCAAGCGAGUUCUAUCCAUCUUUAGGUAUCUGAAGAAUAGUUUAGAUAUAAAUGUUUAAAAAAUAGUUUUUAAUAUAGAAGAUAUUAAAUUAAACAUCUUUUAAUUAAAUAUUCCAAAAAAAGCUAAUAGAAUUAUUAUUUAGAAUAAUAAAUUUAAUUUAUGGUUUAGAGUAAGAACUGUUCAUUAACAGUUCGAUGUAAAUUAAAUAUCUCAAUCUUCAGAUUUAUUCAACGUGAAAACAUCUUAUUUCGAUAUUCAACAAUAACGUACGUAUGUGUGGAGGAGGAGUUCGGCCAAACACCCAAAAAGGCUGUAAUCGCCAAUUAUCUAUCUAUACUAUACAAAUUCAUUAUAUUUCGGAAAGUCCGCUUAUUUUUAAAUAUGUUCGAAGAAUUACAAUUUUCCUAAAAGAGUUAAGUUACAUAGUUGUAGUUUAUUUUUGAUGAUAACUCAUUAAAUUGAAUAAUUCACAUAUUAAAUCUUUGUAAAAUAUUUAUUCCUUAAUGUGUUCGAAGAAUUACAAUUUUCCUAAAAGAGUUAAGUUACAUAGUUGUAGUUUAUUUUUGAUGAUAACUCAUUAAAUUGAAUAAUUCACAUAUUAAAUCUUUGUAAAAUAUUUAUUUCGUAAUAAACGAAAUUUCCUUGAAAGGCUAUAUUUAGGGUAAUCAAUAUAAAAAUA
This is a messenger RNA of Anastrepha obliqua, 1827 nucleotides long. Its product is annotated as mitochondrial fission process protein 1. Gene Ontology annotation, biological process: mitochondrial fission. The transcript is spliced from 3 exons. The coding region runs from base 376 to 819 and encodes 147 amino acids. NCBI's taxonomy places the organism in Eukaryota, Metazoa, Arthropoda, Insecta, Diptera, Tephritidae. Gene Ontology annotation, cellular component: mitochondrion. The record is from RefSeq and is a predicted model, not a curated record.